CCAUAUGUAUUUUCCGUGGUGAGUGCAAGAGAGAGAAGCGAAGAAUGAAAGAGAGAGCUUGAAAACAAACGCUCAUGAUGCGAAUAUAAUACAAAUAUCACCACAACGCACAACACAGUCACAGUCACAGUCACAGGUCGACCCAUCUGAGAGCUGAAGCUAGUUGUAGCAAGAAAAUGGAGGAGAAUGGAGAAAAAAGAUGGAACUUCUGGGGGAUGGGAAAGCUGAAUCCACAGUCGAAAACAUCAAUUCGAGGGCUUUUGAUGAAGAUAUGGGGAAGCGUUAACAAAGAUGAUCCAAGGCCACUUUUGCCUCUCGGACACGGCGACCCUUCUCCUUUCCCAUGUUUUCGGACCACUCCCAUAGCCGAAGAUGCCGUCGUCGACGCUCUCCGCUCCGCCAAGUUCAAUUCUUAUCCACCCACCUCUGGACUCCAGCCUGCCAGAAGUGCUAUAGCAGAUUAUUUGUCUCGUGAUCUUCCUUACACAUUAUCGCCAGACGAUGUUUUUCUCACUAUAGGAUGCAUCCAAGCAAUUGAAGUAACACUAAGAGCCCUUGCUCGCCCGGAUGCCAACAUUCUGCUUCCAAGACCAUGCUUCCCAUUCUAUGACUCUUUUGCUUCAUCUAUCAAUCUUGAAGUCCGUUAUUUUGAUCUUAAUCCAGAAAAGGGUUGGGAGGUUGAUAUUGAAAGCGUCGAAGCUCUUACUGAUGAGAAUACCGUUGCCAUGGUCAUCAUAAACCCUGGCAAUCCUUGUGGAAGUGUCUAUACACGCCAGCAUUUGAAAGAGAUUGCAGAGGCGGCGAGAAAGCUGGGCAUUCUAGUGGUUACGGAUGAGGUUUAUCACCAUCUCACUUUUGGACCUAAUCCAUUUGUGCCAAUGGGAGUAUUUGGAUCAGUAGUGCCUGUUAUCACACUAGGGUCUAUAUCAAAGAGAUGGCUUGUGCCAGGUUGGCGACUAGGUUGGCUUGUGAUAAGUGAUCCUAAUGGCAUCCUUCAAAAAUCCGGGAUUGUAGAAUGCAUUACAGACUGUCUCAAUAUGACAUCUGAUCCACCAACGUUCAUUCAGGGUGCAGUUCCCCAAAUCCUUGAAAAAACAGGGGAGGAUUUCUUUUCAAAAACUAUUAACAUCCUAAGGGAGGUUGCACACAUAUGUUAUGAAAGAAUUCAGGAGAUCCCUUGCAUUACUUGCCCAAAUAAACCUGAAGGAUCCAUGUUUGUGAUGGUUAAGCUAAACCUGUCAUUAUUGGAAGACAUAAAUGAUGAUUUGGACUUCUGUCUCAAGCUGGCUAAAGAGGAGUCUGUUGUUGUUUUACCAGGGGUGGCGGUGGGGAUGAAGAAUUGGUUGCGCAUAACUUUUGCAGUUGAGCCUUCAGCUCUUGAAGAUGGCUUUGGGAGAAUGAAAGCCUUCUGUGAAAGGCAUGCCAAGAAACAAUAAGAAUUCUCUUAAGUUACAAAAUGGAGCAGUAGUGAUCAACAACUACGCGUUGGAUCUCAAGCUCAAGCUGGUUACUCAUGGGUGGUUUUCAUGAAUGUUAUGAAUUGUAAUUGUUCAAGUAUUUGAAAAUAAAGUCCCCUCUUCAAUGUCUUGCUACUCAAGCAAGACACCAAGAAGAAGAGUGGUGAUGACUUGUGAUCUGCAACUUCCUGUUGCACGAUCACACGAUGUCAGUAUUGGUGAUAGGUGAUCUGCAACAUCCCGUAGCAUGAUCUCAUAUAUGUUGUUACUGUUUGCACCAAUAAUUUCAUUAAACCUUAAAUAAAGUAGUUCUCAGACGUUUGAAUGUGUCCAGUUCUGUUUGAUUAUUGAACCAGAAAAUAUUGUUCAAUUGGAGAACUUCUAAAACAAGAAUUUAUUACA
This is a messenger RNA of Quercus robur (English oak), 1859 nucleotides long. Its product is annotated as tyrosine aminotransferase-like. NCBI's taxonomy places the organism in Eukaryota, Viridiplantae, Streptophyta, Magnoliopsida, Fagales, Fagaceae. The transcript is spliced from 7 exons. The record is from RefSeq and is a predicted model, not a curated record. Gene Ontology annotation, molecular function: pyridoxal phosphate binding; transaminase activity. Gene Ontology annotation, biological process: biosynthetic process; amino acid metabolic process. Bases 177 to 1436 code for a protein of 419 amino acids.